AUGGGAGAUUUACCUGAAUCUCGCGUUAGUGUCUUCAAGAGACCCUUUGAAAAAUGCGGAGUCGACUAUGCAGGUCCGAUGUAUUAUAAAGAAGGGCAGCGUAAAAAUUCGCGAUUAGUCAAAUGUUUCAUUUCUAUAUUUGUAUGUUUUGCGGCAAAGGCGGUACAUAUAGAAUUAGUUGGCGACCUUACUACGGAGACUUUUUUGAAUGCGCUGAAACGAUUUAUUUCCCGAAGAGGUCGACCAAGUGACAUUUACUCUGAUAAUGGCUUGAAUUUCGUCGGUGCUGAGCAUCAACUUAGCGAACUGUACGACAUUCUCAAUGAUGAUAAGUCAAGAAGAAAAAUAAUUGAAAAUACAAGCGGUGAACGUAUAAACUGGCAUUUCAUUCCACCGAGGGCCCCACAUAUGGGAGGGCUUUGGGAAGCAGCAGUAAAGGCCGCAAAAUUUCAUAUUAAACGCAUUAUCGGAGAGGCUUCAUUGCGCUACGAUGAAUUCUUGACACUAUUAGUACAGAUUGAGGCCAUUCUCAACUCGAGACCGCUUACUCCAUUAUCAGCGGAUCCAAACGAUCUGUCAGUUCUCACAGCAGCGCAUUUUUUGAUAGGUUGUCCUAUCACGUCGUAUCCAGAAGCAAGUCUGGAAGGAUUAAAUGAGAAUCGAUUAACAAGAUGGCAACGCGUCGAACAAUUACGCCAACAUUUUUGGAGGCGAUGGACCAAAGAAUAUUUACAUAAUUGUCAGCAACGGAGCAAGUGGAACACGGUUGGAGUUCCUGGUGACAGUAGGACAAUUAGUAAUAGUGCAAGAAGACAAUUUGCCUCCGUUAGUCUGGGCUUUAGGUCGGAUUGA
Molecule: messenger RNA, 852 nt
Organism: Linepithema humile (Argentine ant)
Lineage: Eukaryota; Metazoa; Arthropoda; Insecta; Hymenoptera; Formicidae
Source: RefSeq, a predicted model, not a curated record